GCAAAAGCCUCGACAACGGUUCCAACAACGAGAGCCAGUUCUCACUUGGGCAUGACGUAGUGCAGUUUGCAUGCCUCUCUGCCUUUCGUUCUACACUGCAGUUGCUGCGUUAUUCAACAACCCAAAACGUGGGAAACACUUGCUGGACCAAAACGGACUAAAAGUGAAAAGUUUCUUCAGUGAAUUGUGAUCGGAUAUUGCUACACCACAGACCGCAAUACGAAUUAUAAGAAGAGGUGUAUGAAGCAUCGUCGAACUGGAUCUCGCGGCGACCGAAAAGUGACAAGUGUAAUAUAACAAGUGCAUACGUAUAGUAUAUAUAGUUCAGUGCCCCUGUGCCUCUGCCAUGAUAGCCGAUCUGAAAUAGGAGUCAUGACGAGCAAAAUUCACAACUCUAGAACAGGAAACGGGCACAGUCUGAGUGUUCUAGAUCUGGCAGCCAUCAGACGGCUACUGGACACCGAGAUCACAUCGGAAACCUGUCCUAGCUGCGACAUGCCCUUUGACAAGGGUAAAAAACGAAGGCUCAUCGAUAACUGUGGACAUGAACGUUGCUACUCGUGCAUGUUCACCAACGAAUCUUGCCCAUUAUGUUCCUUAAAUAAUUCUAAGAAAACUGUGGAUGAACCAAUAGGAAAAAAUCUAAAUUAUAUGGAGCUAAGAGGGUCCGAAAUCACGCUGUAUGGAGAACUGCCCCAAAUAGAAAUGAGUAAAGUAGAAAAAAUUAAGGCUGAUCCAGUUAGAAAUGGAAAUCACAUUACAAAGGGUCGUCAAGGAUUAUCGACGUCCGGCGUGGAACUCGGCCACCCGGAGAAAUUGCCAAAGACGCGACCCAGUAAUCCAAGGAUCAAGUUGGACCACGGCGUGAUGACGCAGAGCUGCCCGACGCCUCCGCAACUUCGAAAGAAAUUUUUUCUCAGCCCGAAAGGAUUGCGUAGUCCGUUUUCGGCGAGAAGUUCAAGGCAAUCUUCAGCAGCUGAUUCAGCCGUCUCAGAUGAUGAAGGAAACGCCAAAUCAUCUUCUUCAAAGAAAUCUUCGGAUAGUGAUAUGUAUAUGCGUCUUGGUUUGCUAUUGGGCGAUGGAGCCAGAAGGGCCAAGAAACCCACGAGGCAAUUUAAUCACGAAUCGUGUUCAUCUUUGGCGAGUUACGAAGCAUCCGCAAUGAUGUCCACAAAUACAAGUCCCGUCUCAACUUUAACAGGCAGUUCCGAGGACCAACAUAGGAACAACCCCAGUUCCGAUAGCGUUGCUUCUUUAAUGUCCAUGUCAAUGUCUGGACAAAGCAAUUGCAGUUCCAGCCCUGUCAGCAGACGACAUAGUGUUACAGCAUCUCAACCUGGGCAUGUGGAUGAUCUCAGUCUGUUUCGAAAUAGAAAAACUUGCGUACGAAGAUCUGCUCGAACUGGCGUUAUAAAAGGCCCUGUCGAUCCUAAAAUUAGGUUCGCACAGUAUAGAAAACCUCAAUUGAUGUUAAAACCUUUAUUCUUCGAGGUGCCCCUACAAGAACCGGAACCUUUGUUUUUAGGAAGGUACUGGCUUAUAAAAGAAAUUGAAGAAAUAGUUGCUUCAUCAAGUUCUGGGGUUUUACUAAUGGGCAAUCCUGGAGCUGGUAAAACAGCCUUUAUUCUACAACUAGUAGAGUACAGUUGUUUUGGAAGAAAAAAGGAUCCAAUCUACCAAACUCCAAACUCGUCCAGGGUACACUCUCCGGAGCGCUCGAUGAGUCCGCAAAGCCUUUCCUACCAUGCAGAUGUUUUAGGAGAAAAAAUAAAAAAUCUUGCGGAUAGCAUAGUGGCCUAUCACUUUUGCCAGGCCGACAAUAACAAUACUUGUCUGGUACCUGACUUCAUUCACUCCUUGGCUGCCCAGUUGUGCCAAGCUCCGCAGUUGACUGCCUACAGAGACCAUCUUUUAAACGAGCCACAUUUGCAAGCUGCCUUAUCGCUAAGAGAAUGCAUUGCCAAUCCUGAUGUAGCAUUUACCAGAGGUAUUUUAGAACCUUUAGUGAGCUUAAGAAGAGUUGGAAAAAUUGAUUCCUUAAACUGUGUUAUACUGGUUGACGGUCUUUGCGAAGCAGAAUACCAUAGACCUGACCAUGGAGAUACUAUAACCACAUUCCUUGCGAAGCAUGUGGCCAACUUCCCAACGUGGUUAAAAGUACUUUGUACUGUCAGAUCUCAAUUACAGGAAGUCACUAAACAGCUACCCUAUACCAGAGUUACUCUUGAUAAUUUUACUACCAACGAAGGCAUUAAUAAAGAUAUAUUAGCCUACAUAAAUUUUAGACUACAAAGUAGUCCUACGAUACAAAGUAACGUUACUAUAUCUACAACAGGAAAAGUGGAAAGUUAUGGUGCAUCGCAGCCAAAAUUCGCUCAGCAUUUGUUGCAAUUAAGUCAAGGUUCCUUUUUAUUUGCCAAAUUAACAUUAGACCUUCUCGAAAGAGGACAAUUGGUCGCAAAAUCUUCUGGAUACAAAGUCUUGCCCGUUACUCUUGCCCAAAUUUAUCUACUACAUUUUAAUUUACGAUUCCCUACAAUACGAUCCUUCGAAAAAGUCACACAUAUUCUGAGUGUAUGCCUUACGGCUCUAUAUCCUCUUACAAUUUUGGAAAUUUACUAUUCAGUAAAUUCGUUACUCGCGGACAAAUUUCUUCCCUGGAGUGAAUUUCUACAAAGGUUUAAAUUGCUAUCUGGAUUUUUAAUAAAAAGAUUGGACGACACUUACAUGUUCUUUCAUCCAUCGUUUAGGGAGUGGUUGAUAAGAAGGGAUGAAUGUGAAUCGACCAAGUUUUUGUGUGAUUUGAGAUCAGGGCAUGCUGGUAUUGCUUUUAGAUUAAGCAGAGUGCAAGCUCCUUUGGAUCCUGAAAAAACUCUUGAACUGGGACAUCAUAUUUUAAAAGCGCAUGUUUAUAGGAACGUAUCCUCGACAAAUAUAAGUUCAAGGGACUUGCAGGCUUACUGGGUGGCUGAAAGUUCAGAUAAUGUAUCAGCAGCUUUAUGUAACUUGAGGAACAUGUACAGUCCUAAUGUUAAAGUGUCAAGACUUUUGUUGUUAGCCGGCGCAUCGCCAAAUUAUUUAACGGAUUUCUUGGGUAACGCGCCCGUUUUGUGUAUGUACGCCAAUGAAGGAAUAGUUCCUAUGGUUUCUUUGCUAUUGGAAUUUGGUGCAGAUGUGGAGCUAACCAACAGCCAGGGUUGUACUGCUUUAUCGUUAGCAUCAUCCAGAGGGCACUGUGAUGUUGUUCGACAAUUAAUUGCUGCGGGAGCCAGCCCUGGACAUGCGGAUACAGGAGGAUAUUGUCCACUGGUACACGCAGCCAGAAACGGUUGUCUUAAUGUCGUCGGGUAUCUUUUGGCAUGCGAUUGGGUGAUUAAAAACCCAGAGGAUAUGGAAUUGGUUGAGGCUGCCCAACAGGCUUUAAUUGCUGCAUCUAGUCAGGGCCAUGUCGAAAUCGUCGAAUACUUAUUGGAUAUGGCUGAAAUUAAUAUUGAUCUCCCGGAUACAAUUACCGGCGAAACUGCGUUAACCAUAUCAGCUGCGAACGGAUGCCAUAACGUUUGUUCGGCAUUGAUUAGUAGGGGCGCAAAUUUCUCGGUUACCAACAAACGGGAGAUGGCACCUCUGCAUUUGGCGGUAAAGGAGGGACAUUGGGCUGUUGCUGAAAGGCUCAUACAGAAUCACGCUGCAAUUGAGCAAGCCGACAACGCCGGAAGAUCCCCACUUAUGCUAGCUUCGGCUGAUGGUCAUGUAGGACUUAUUGAACUACUAUUGGAUAAAGGUUCCGAUAUCCACAAGGAAGAUCGAGAAGGACUCACACCGUUAUGCUGGGCUUGCUUAAGAGGGAAACAGCAAGCAGCUCAAACGUUAUUGGAAAGAGGAGCACAUAUCAAUCACACCGAUAAAACCGGAAGAACACCACUUGAUCUAGCAUCCUUUCAAGGAAAUCCCACAUUGGUGCAAUUUUUACUCGAUAGGGGAGCUGUUAUAGAACACGUCGAUAUCAAUGGAAUGCGCCCACUAGAUAGAGCGAUUGGAUGCAGAAAUAUUCACGUGGUGCAAUGCUUUCUUAAGAAAGGAGCUAAAUUGGGCCCUGCGACAUGGGCAAUGGCAGCAGGCAAACCCGAAAUCUUGCUUAUCCUUCUCAAUAAACUUCUAGAGGAUGGUAACAUUCUAUACAGAAAAAGUAGAUUGAGAGAAGCCGCCCAUAGGUACCAAUAUGCUUUAAAGAAAUUUCCCACUGAAGAUCAAGGAGACCAUAACAAAGCCUUUCACCAAUUGCAGAUCAAUUUUCUCCUUAAUUUUUCCCGAUGCAAGCGAAAAUUAAACGAGUUCGACGAAGCCAUAGAGUUGGCCAACGAAGCCCUGGCAAUGAAAUUCGAUUCUUACGAAGCUUAUUACGCGCGGGCAAAGGCGAGAUUAGAUCUUAAGUUAUACGAGAGUGCCUUGGCAGAUGUAAAGGAUGCAAUAAGAUUGGCGCCUUCCAAGAACGUGGAAGUCAAAAAAGUUUUAUCUUAUUUACAUGAUGAUAUAACGAACAGAAUGUCAAACAAGAAUCCUAGAAUAGGAAUGGCAAAAGAUUUUGCUGUAUCAGUUGAUACUUUACACGAAUAAUUUGUUGAUAUUUAUUAACAUAUGUAUACGGUGCCUUUGAUGUGCAUUAUUGGGAAGACUGAUUAUUAAUUCAAAAUUUAAAAGUUUUGUGAAUAGAUGUAGGUUUAGCUUGCAUUGUAUAUAUUUUAAAUUUAUUUAUUUUUCUCUGUUGUCAAAUUUGGGUUUACUUAUCAUUCCCGGGAAUUAUUUAUCCUGUUUGUUUGUUUGUUAUUUAUUUUAGUUUAUAUUAUUUUUUAUUUAGAGUCUACAACUUUAUAGAUCAAUUUUUGAAUUUAAAUGCAAUAAUGGUGGAAGAAUUCUAUUUUAUACUUGAUGCUUUAACUAUGUUAAUCAAUUAGUUAAGAUGAAAGUUUUUGUGUGUAAAUUAUUUAUCCUAUGCCAAAAUAUUGCCUUAAUGAUUAAAACAUUUUAUCUUUGCUAUAAUAAAUUUCCAAAGUUAUUAUAAAUAAUAAUAACGUUAUGAAACCAGUGAUAAGAUGUUUUUAUAGAGAAAUGCAAUACAAAAUUUGAAGUGUUAAUUU
This is a messenger RNA of Brassicogethes aeneus, 5135 nucleotides long. The record is from the annotation of a GenBank genome assembly. NCBI's taxonomy places the organism in Eukaryota, Metazoa, Arthropoda, Insecta, Coleoptera, Nitidulidae.